This is a messenger RNA of Pipistrellus nathusii (Nathusius's pipistrelle), 2466 nucleotides long. Lineage: Eukaryota; Metazoa; Chordata; Mammalia; Chiroptera; Vespertilionidae. The record is from the annotation of a GenBank genome assembly.
AUGAAGCGCUUCACCCACCGCGGGUCUUCCGGCGGCCCCCACCCGCCGAACCUUUGGCAUUCGAGUUCUCCGCCUUCCGGAAGCCACCUCCCAGAAGGCCGCGAGGCCGCACGAGUGGAAAAGGCGUUGCGCAAGCGCAGAGAGCUCUGGCGUAGAGACCGGUGCUCGCGCACGCGUCUUUCGGCCCCGCCCACCGGGUUCCGCGCAAUCCACGCGUUACUUAGGUCACCACUGCGCAUGCGCCGUGAGAGGAGGGACGGUCUUUCGGGGGAAGGGCAGGGGUGGGCCUCGGCCGGGGUCUCACCGCGGCUGCGCGGAAGGGAGCCGGGCUGUAACAUGGCGACUUGCGCUGAAAUCCUGCGGAGCGAGUUUCCCGAAAUUGACGGACAGGUCUUCGACUACGUAACCGGCGUCUUGCACAGCGGCAGCGCGGACUUCGAGUCUGUGGACGACCUGGUGGAGGCUGUGGGGGAACUGUUGCAAGAGGUGUCCGGGGACAGCAAGGAUGACGCGGGCAUCAGAGCCGUGUGUCAGCGCAUGUACAACACCCUACGCCUGGCCGAGCCACAGAGCCAGGGAAACAGCCAGGUGCUGCUGGACGCCCCCAUCCAGUUGUCAAAGAUGACGGAGAACUACGACUGUGGCACCAACCUUCCAGGACUGCUGAAGAGGGAACAGUCCUCGACAGUGAAUGCAAAGAAGCUGGAGAAGGCUGAGGCUCGGCUAAAGGCAAAGCAGGAGAAACGUUCAGAGAAGGACACACUCAAGACCAGCAAUCCUCUAGUCUUGGAAGAGGCAUCAGCCAGCCAAGCAGGCAGCAGAAAGGAGAGUCGGUUGGAAUCAUCUGGCAAGAACAAAUCCUACGAUGUGCGAAUUGAGAACUUUGACGUGUCCUUUGGCGAUAGGGUACUGCUGGCCGGUGCAGAUGUGAACCUGGCGUGGGGCCGCCGCUAUGGGCUAGUGGGCCGAAAUGGGCUGGGGAAGACAACACUGUUGAAGAUGCUGGCCACCCGGAGCCUGCGAGUUCCCUCCCACAUUUCCCUGCUGCACGUAGAGCAGGAAGUUGCUGGAGAUGACACCCCUGCCCUGCAGAGUGUGCUGGAGAGUGACACUGUGCGAGAAGACCUUCUGCAGCGAGAGCGGGAGCUCAGUGCCCAGGUUGCUGCUGGCAGGGCUGAGGGUUCAGAAGCUGCACAGCUGGCAGAAAUAUAUGCCAAAUUGGAGGAGAUUGAGGCUGACAAGGCACCUGCCAGGGCAUCAGUCAUUCUUGCUGGACUUGGCUUUACCCCUAAAAUGCAGCAGCAGCCCACCCGGGAGUUCUCAGGUGGCUGGAGGAUGAGACUGGCUCUGGCCCGGGCCCUGUUUGCUAGGCCAGAUCUGCUGCUGUUAGAUGAACCCACAAACAUGCUGGAUGUAAGGGCCAUACUGUGGCUGGAGAAUUACCUGCAGACAUGGCCCUCCACAAUUCUGGUUGUCUCCCACGAUCGAAACUUCCUGAAUGCCAUAGCCACAGACAUCAUCCACCUGCACAGCCAGCGGCUAGAUGGUUACCGGGGAGACUUUGAGACCUUUAUCAAAACCAAACAGGAGCGACUACUCAACCAGCAGCGUGAAUAUGAGGCACAGCAGCAGUAUCGCCAGCAUAUCCAGGUUUUCAUUGACCGGUUUCGCUACAAUGCCAACAGAGCCUCUCAAGUACAGAGUAAACUCAAGAUGCUAGAGAAGCUGCCAGAGCUGAAACCCGUGGACAAGGAGUUGGAAGUAGUGAUAAAGUUCCCUGAUGGGUUUGAGAAGUUCUCACCACCAAUUCUGCAACUAGAUGAGGUGGAUUUCUACUAUGAUCCUAAACACAUCAUCUUUAGCCGUCUCUCCGUCUCUGCUGAUCUUGAAUCCCGCAUCUGUGUGGUUGGGGAGAAUGGGGCUGGGAAGUCUACCAUGCUGAAGCUGCUUAUGGGGGACCUAACACCUGUUCGAGGCAUCAGACAUGCUCACCGGAAUCUGAAGAUUGGCUACUUCAGCCAGCACCACGUGGACCAGCUGGACCUGAACGUCAGUGCUGUGGAGCUGCUGUCACACAAGUUUCCUGGACGUCCUGAGGAGGAGUACCGUCACCAGCUGGGCCGGUAUGGCAUCUCUGGAGAACUGGCCGUGCGCCCUGUUGCCAGCUUGUCUGGGGGCCAGAAGAGCCGGGUAGCCUUUGCUCAGAUGACUAUGCCCUGCCCCAACUUCUACAUUCUGGAUGAACCCACAAACCACUUGGAUAUGGAGACAAUUGAGGCUCUUGGCCGUGCUCUCAACAAUUUCAGGGGUGGCGUGAUUCUGGUAUCCCACGAUGAGCGCUUCAUCAGGCUGGUGUGCCAGGAGUUGUGGGUGUGCGAAGGAGGCGGCGUCACCCGGAUUGAGGGGGGAUUUGACCAGUACCGUGCCCUUCUCCAGGAACAGUUCCGCCGUGAGGGCUUUCUCUAG